This is a messenger RNA of Fopius arisanus, 1836 nucleotides long. RefSeq names its product rho guanine nucleotide exchange factor 3-like. Lineage: Eukaryota; Metazoa; Arthropoda; Insecta; Hymenoptera; Braconidae. The record is from RefSeq and is a predicted model, not a curated record. The transcript is spliced from 3 exons. The coding region runs from base 291 to 1754 and encodes 487 amino acids. Gene Ontology annotation, biological process: positive regulation of Rho protein signal transduction. Gene Ontology annotation, molecular function: guanyl-nucleotide exchange factor activity.
GGAGUUGUUCCAUGGCCGUUUUUGAAAAGACAAGCUCUAAACGACACCUGCUCCUCUUUCCUCACUCGUAAAUCACAGGGUUAAUACCGUUUUUCGUGGAAUUAUUAUAUUUAUCUGAUGCCUAUCGAUCUUUGGCUGCAAGUUAUAGAUUGGAUAUUGUGGUAGAAGUGAUUUAUCUACGAUUAACAUCGAUAAGAUAUCGAUAAAGAGCGUGAACAUUAAUCUGUUUGUCAUGGCAUCACCUGGGGAAUCUAUUUUCGUUUGAGAAUUCGUGGGAAUUUACAACGAAAAUGACAGAUGAAUUCGAUGAAAAUCUGGACGAGACGUUCCAAGAGCCUCGCAAGAGGUUUUGGCAGAGGUCCUCGAGAAAAAGAACUAAGAGUGAUGCAAUCAGUAUUAGUUCCAUGGAUAUAUCGUUGGAUUCUACGAUGAUGAAGAGGAAAAAACGUCGGAGAAUAACUGAAUUCGCUACGAAUCUGUUAUCUUCAUCUACGACUACUGGCAGAUUGAGUAAUGUAUUACAAAGGUCCUUUGGAUUUCAGCAGAACAAUUCGAUAUCAAUGAUUGAUGAGGAGAUGAAUGCUGGACCAAGCAAGAGAACAAGAAGUAUAUGUGAACGUGCAGGCAACUUAGCGAUUCGUAGCUGGGUAACAGACGUUGCGGGAUAUUGCGAAGCUUCCCCAAGGCCCAGUAAUCUAGGCAGAACCGAGGUUAAACGUCAAGAAGCAAUAUACGAGCUGUAUUGCGGUGAGAAUAUUCUUCUGAACGAUCUCAUCACCCUGAAGGAGACGUACUACGAACCCCUCCAAAUGACUGACAUAUUCACUCCCUCCGAGCUUCGGACACUCUUUGGUGAUCUCGAUAUGCUCGUCCACGUUCACAGCAAGUUACGAGAUGAUCUGGUGGAGCUGAGAGACUCUUCCGGUUUCACAGAUAUCAUCGGUCCAACUUUACUCGAAUGGCUUCCAACACUGGUAGAUCCCUACGUAGAGAAAUGCAAGUCCCAGAUCUUGGCGAGACACAUUCUCGAUGAAAAACGUUUGAGAAACAAGAAAUUCCAAGAAUUCUUGAAGAGGAGAAUGGAGUCACCGAAGGCCGUCGAUUUGUGGACGUAUCUGGAUACUGCUAGAUCUCGAGUGGUGAAAUAUCCUCUUCUGGUGAACGAGAUAUUAAAGAGGACACCAACGGGACAUGAGGAUCGUUCCCUGCUAGAAGAAGCAAAAAUUGAACUCUCUAAAUUAUUGGAAAGAAUUGAUAGGGCCAUGGGCGAUGCCGAGUGUGAGUUAGCAAGAUCGAAAAUUAAUGUAAAAGAGGAGUAUGAUCCUGAAGGGUGCAUAAUCGAAGCUGUAGAAUUAAUUACUGAAGGACAGCUGAAGGAUGCCAAGGGAUUAAAACUUCACUGUUUUUUGUUCGAUACCUGUCUAGCCUUCACUCGUCGAGUUGUGCGCUCCAGAGUGAAGAAUUAUAAUCUAACGCGAUUAGUCAUUCCGAAAGCUCAAUUGAAAGUCCAGACUGACUGCGAGGGAAAUGGCUGUGCCUUCAAAAUUGGGGAGCAUUCGUUUGUCCUGAGAGAUGAACACGAUAAAAGGCAUUGGAUGGACGCUUUCGAGAAGGUACAUCGUGCUCCAAGAGUCUUGAAAAGUGAAAAACCUGUUGAUAAGGACAAUAAGGACUCUAAUGGAGACUUUUCCAUCUCUCGGGUUUUACGUAAUAAGCAAGUGUCCAAAAGAACCGUUCGGGAACGUCCAAUCUAAAGAUCUCUGUUGAGAUAAAUAUUUUUUAUAUAAUCUUAUAUAAAUAAUUAUACAAAAUUAAAGAAUAAUUUUUAAGGUGUAA